Messenger RNA from Rotaria socialis, 765 nucleotides. The record is from the annotation of a GenBank genome assembly. Lineage: Eukaryota; Metazoa; Rotifera; Eurotatoria; Philodinida; Philodinidae.
AUGAUUUUACUUGCGGUUACCGAAAUUUUUCUUCCUGCUCUCGGAAUUUUUCUAGUCAGUCUCUCAAUAGUUAUUAUUUUGUUUCAAGAGUUCAAUAUAGAUAAUAGUGGUCAUCGGGUUACUACAAUCAGUGGUAACAACAGUAAUCUGAUAACGCUGAUUAGUGAAAUCUGUGAAGUCAUACUUGCACUCAUUAUUUCUGUACAUUCGAUCUUUUCAUUGCAGAAAUUGUGCAAAAAAGAAAAUAAUCUAAAACAAAUUGAAACUGUUGGAACUGUUGGAACUGUUGGAACUGUUGGAACUGUUGGAACAUUGAAUAUUAAAUUCAAAAUUGAUUUUUCGUUUUUACUCAUCGCUAAUAUUUUAUUGGACAUUUAUUGCGGUAUUACGUUUUUUGGUUCAGUCCUAUCGCAUCCGGAGGAUAAAUUGACUCAAUAUAUACGAUGGUUGACGUUGACUGCUUCAGUUAUACCAAUUAUUCAAACGGCACUUCAACUAAUAGUCAUUUGGAAGGCUCGUCAAUUCAAUGGAAAGCUAACUGGUGGAAUUAAUAACAUGUGGAUUAUAUUAAGUUUUUCGAUAUGGCUAUUUGAUACAUUCAGUGCUAAAGCAUAUAAAACGAAUGAAAUUCAAACACAUAUCUAUGAUGGAGGGUGGGAUUAUUUGGCGCCUCUUUUUAUACCUAUGGCGAUCUUUUAUCGUUUCCACAGUUGCAUCAUGUUUGCCAAAAUCAAAGCUGGAGAGUACUGGCGUUUGCAUCAAUAG